Messenger RNA from Bemisia tabaci, 1752 nucleotides. RefSeq lists its product as uncharacterized. Lineage: Eukaryota; Metazoa; Arthropoda; Insecta; Hemiptera; Aleyrodidae. The record is from RefSeq and is a predicted model, not a curated record.
UUCAAUCUGUCAAGGGAGCAUCUGUUUUCGUGAUGUCUCAUACGCCUGCGCAGAAAUAUAUAAGUACUGAUGGCAUCAUUGGCAAAAACACAAUUGUGUCCGCUCUUCCCGUAUCAUGUCACCAAGAAUUUUUACUAUCUAAGACCACCACAGCACAACAAUGAGUAUCCGCAGUUUUCUCUCUUUGCUCCUUGCAGUCAUCUGCAUAUCCAUAAUGAGCGAUGCCCAACCAUCAGGGUCCCGGUCAAGCGCAGAGUACUGCAUCAACAGCUACGGCGACUACAAAGGCUGCGAAGUCAAACUGACGUCCCCCGGUAGCCCCGACUCAACUUAUUACGUCACCGCAGGAUAUUCAAAAACCAUCACUCUACCAGACGGCAAAUCCAUGACCAUCAGCUCCCCCUCAUCGGGAAGCUGCAACAUCGACAAAGGAUCGGAGACCUUGACCCGGGCGGGCACCUUCGGAGACUCCCUCAAAACCGUCAGCCCAACCUCGAAUUAUGCAUCAGUUGCUCAACUACAAACCAUCACCCCAACCUCAUCAGUCUCGAAUUACGCACCCGUUGGUCAACUACGGUCUGGUAUAUCGUACACUGUUCACAGUCAUGGAGACUCAAGGGGUUGCACGACAGAGAUCAACUCCACGGACAGCACCAACUCGAUACUCUACACCAGUGCUGGAUCGUCGAAAACCAUCAGCCUGCCGGAUGGCAGAACCAUGGUCGUCACGUCUCCUUCCUCCGGGGGUUGCAGCAUAAAUAAGGGGUCUGAAACCCUGAGCAAAGCCAGCCAAACUGACACCCUCGCUCAGAACUCGUUGAGAACUUCCCUCCAAACCGGAACUAACCCACCGGAGCUACUGCUGCCUAACUCUCCGCCGAAGAAGUUCCCUGCUCUUUGGUCCGCCUACAGUGUCCAAACCUACGGCGAUAACAAGGGCUGUACAACGAAGAUCAAUUCCACGGGCGAUGCUAGCUCGAUACACUUCAUUAAUGCCGGAUCGACGAAGAACAUCGACUUACCAGACGGCAGGAACAUCGUCAUUUCCUCCCCUUCCACAGGGGGCUGUAGAAUGCUCGAGGGAUCCGAUGCUCUGGUCAAAAACGGGGGUGGUGUCAGCGAGAAGGUUUUCAGUAUUUCGCCUGGAUCAACCUUCUACAAUUCCUCGCCGGAGUAUAAGCAAUCGACUUACGAGUAUACUGUCAAAGGCCAAGGUGACCAGAAUGGGUGCACCACGAAAAUAACGUUCGCCAACCGUCCAGAUGAGACCCACUAUGUCCAAGCCGGUUCCUCCAAGACCAUUUACCUUCCGAGUGGCAAAAACAUCACCAUCACCUCAGCAUCCUCGGGGGGUUGUACCAUUAAUAAGGGGUCGUCGUCAAACCAAGGACUCUCCAGUGACUCGGGAGUGAAGUGUCUUACUUGCCCUUAGUUUGCGACAUCAAACGUAUUUGGGGCGAAAAGUGCCUUCAAUUUGUGGCUAUGCAAUUUGAGCUACGUAGAAGCCCAGAAAAUUGUAUCCUAUUUUUCAAUUUGCGAAUCAUUACAAUUUAAAAUACUGAUGAAGAGCAAAAAUCAAGCAAACAUGCUCAAUAGACAGCCGCCAAGAUUUAAUUAUUUAUUAAUAAAUUAUUUAUAUCCAUUUAUUUUUCAGUGCAUCUCAUAAUGAAUAAAUCAUGGCAAAAUUGUUCUAAAAUUAAAAUAGUAUUAUGAUUGAUAUGAAUCAAUAAUUGUUUUACCCCCAUAAGAAAA